This is a messenger RNA of Suillus subaureus, 1830 nucleotides long. RefSeq names its product WD40-repeat-containing domain protein. The record is from RefSeq and is a predicted model, not a curated record. The coding region runs from base 288 to 1601 and encodes 437 amino acids. Lineage: Eukaryota; Fungi; Basidiomycota; Agaricomycetes; Boletales; Suillaceae. Gene Ontology annotation, molecular function: protein binding. The transcript has 7 exons.
AUGGCACAUCUCACCGCUCGGUCGGUCCUACUUCGUCAACCACAAUACUCGGACCACGUCGUGGAAGAAACCAACGCCAGAACGUCCAGCAGGGAGCUUGAUACCAGAAUACGUCAUUGAGGGUCACUCCGCAUUUAUAUGGAGCCUUGCUUGUUUAAGCACUGGUGGCAAUAUACUGAGCGCGUCGUCUGAUGGCUCAAUUCGUCAAUCGGAAAAAGACGGAGGGCCUGUAGGGAAGCUUUGACAGCGGGAAGGUGAUCUCAAUAGCACUGUGUCCAGAUGAAACAAUGCUCGUGAGUGGAAGCACGGAUGGCAACGUUCAGUUGUGGAGUACAAAGGAGGGGAACAUGGUCGGGGACCCAUGGAAGGCUCAUCGUGAUGUGGUGAUGUACCUCCAUUGGUCUCCGAAUGCGGUGGAGAUAGUAAGUGGAUCGCAUGACGGCACCAUACGACGAUGGAACCCGCAUACUGGCCGAGAAAUGGCACAUCCGAUAGCGACCAGUCAUGGUUGGGUGACUGUCGUUAGAUACUCCCCGCAGGGCGAUAAGUUCGCGAGCGGUGGUGCGGACAAGAUGAUUCGGAUAUGGUCUACUGAUGGCCAGCCCCUCAUCGAGAUCAAUGGGCACGACGACUGGGUGAUGUCGUUAUGUUGGUCCAAUGAUGGUACACAAAUAUUUUCCGCGUCAUCAGAUAGCACGAUCAGGAAAUGGCAGACGAGUGACGGCAAGGAGCUCGUCAUCCUCCGGGGUCACACCAACAGCGUCAACUCCCUUUGUCUGUCCCUCGAUGAAAGCUAUCUCUUCAGCGCAUCAAAGGAUUGUUCAGUUCGCAUCUGGGAUCUUGGGACCAAUGAGGCGAUCGGGGACCCACUCUUGCAUGACGAACAAAUUUGGGCUCUUGCCAUGUUCCCUGAUGGGACAUACUUUGCCAGUGCUGGUGUGGACGCAAAGGUCUAUGUAUGGAGUCUGGACGCAGCGCUGAAGCAGCAGGAUAGUAGCGGUGCUUGUAAUAGUAAUGCAGAGCUAGUCGCAAAUUUCACGGGACGCGCAGCUCGAUCUAGAGAGGUAUGUGACUCCUCUCCUGUAUCCAAACAGCAGUCCUACGACAGAGCAUUUGGAAGAUAUGGCAAUAACUUCUGGGGUAGUGAUACGAACCCGAUCCCACGCCGCAGCUCCGCUCCGUUCGCAAGCACACUUCGUCUACGCAGUGCGUUUGGUUUCCUCCGCCCCAGAACUAAACCUGUCGAUGCACUCCAAGAAAUCCCGCUCAAGACCCAGCGCCGGAACUUUAACUUCUUUUCUGUGAGAACCUCGAUACGUCCUGUCGAGGUUGCUCCGUGUCGCGAGGAAGAUAGAUACGGUAUUGCCCCACCGUCUGAGGCAGAAGUGGCUGCAGCUAUGGAAAGCACGAGCGACAAACAGCUUGAUAGUUCAACACAACAAGGUCAAGCUGUAGCGGGAGCACAAGGUUCUCAAGUCCAUAAUAUACAAGGACCGUCAACACCCAUGGCUCGAGCCGAACAUUCUGGCUAUGACACAGGUGAAUCAUCGUGUGUGAUAGGCUGUUGUGGACUCUCGCUUCGUUUGUCUUCGGCGCACUAGUGACUAGGUGGCCAUCAUUCCUGCCAGUCUCUUCACACCGACUGAGUGAAAUUUGACAUCGUCUCGGUGCACGCGCUCACAAGUACCUAUAUGUGAAUUCUCUGGUUUUCCAUACCUCCACCUAUGAUACUUCCACCUAAGCAUGCCCUUUCCAAUAUUCAUUAUCGAUGCCAUAGCCCUUACAUUCUGCUCGUACUAAGUUAUGUCGUUAUCUGAUCAUGCUUUGUGC